Messenger RNA from Diachasmimorpha longicaudata, 1237 nucleotides. It is a transcript of the gene Rrp42, whose product is annotated as exosome complex exonuclease RRP42. The record is from RefSeq and is a predicted model, not a curated record. Bases 328 to 1203 code for a protein of 291 amino acids. Lineage: Eukaryota; Metazoa; Arthropoda; Insecta; Hymenoptera; Braconidae. Gene Ontology annotation, molecular function: mRNA 3'-UTR AU-rich region binding. Gene Ontology annotation, biological process: nuclear polyadenylation-dependent rRNA catabolic process; U1 snRNA 3'-end processing; U5 snRNA 3'-end processing. Gene Ontology annotation, cellular component: cytoplasmic exosome (RNase complex); nuclear exosome (RNase complex). The transcript is spliced from 6 exons.
CUGCCGAUUUUUCACAUGAUUAAAAAAAAAAAAUAUUCGCGAAUUCAACCAGAUGAUGGAAGUCAUCAGUCGCAAAACCCCUGAUAAUUGACAAAAGAGAUUUGCUGUACCGACAAAUGGUAGACAACAUAGUGUUACAAGGGUCACCUACAAUGUUGGCAGUAUCAAGAGCAUGACAAUUGAAGGUUAGCUUGAAUGAAAACGCGUGUGAAAUCGAUGUCAAUAAAUAAGAGCACACGGUUGAUUCUUGUGAUUUGAAAUGAUUUGUGCAUAAAUUUCCAAAAGUUUAAUUAUCAAAUUCAUUGAAUACUCAAUUACCGGACAACAAUGGCCCAAAGUUCACUGAGUUUAGCAGAGAAAACAUUUAUUCUACAUGGAGUUGAUGCGGAUUUUCGAACCGAUGGUCGCUCUCGAUUAGAAUACCGUGCAUUAGAGAUCGAAACGAAUAUAAUGCCACAGACGAAUGGCUCAGUUCGCCUGAAAAUAGCAAAUACUGAUGUCCUCGUGACCGUCAAGGUUGAAUUGGACACUCCAUCCCUUGACCGACCGAACGAAGGCAAGCUGGAGUUCUUUGUCGAUUGUUCAGCCAAUGCAGCCCCGGAGUUCGAAGGAAAAGGUGGUGAGGAGUUGGGGACUAAGAUCAGCAAUGUAUUAUCCAAUGCUUAUCGAUCUGCCAGUACUCUAGACCUGAAAGUAUUGAGUAUUUUGCCUAGUAAAAAAUGUUGGAAGAUGUAUGUCGAUGUAUUGAUUCUGCAGUGCGAUGGGAAUUUAAUUGACGCGAUUGGAGCAGCAGUGAAGUGUGCUCUUUUUGCCACAGAAAUACCAAAAGUCUUAACCGCCGCAGUAGACGGUGACGACAUAGACCUUCAGUUGUCAGACGAUCCAUUUGACUGUGUCAAAUUGAAUGUCGAGAAUUAUCCAGUUCUCGUCACUUUAUGCAAAAUUGGAGAUAAUUUCGUGGUGGAUCCAACAGCCGACGAAGAGCUGUACGCAGCCGCUAGCCUAGUGAUGUCAGUCACACCAAACGGAAGAGUUACCUCAAUUGUCAAAACCGGAUAUGGAAGUCUCCAGCCAUCAACACUGAUCAAGACUGUUGAGUGUGGUAAAGAAGUUGGCAAGAGGCUGAAUGAUAGACUCAUGGAGGCAUUGAGAAAAGAAGAAGCCACCGGACCACAUCGUCCAAUCUUUGGUUUUCUUAGAUAAUAUUCCGACAUUUGUUUUUUUUCGAAUUAUAAAU